This is a messenger RNA of Hyla sarda, 2532 nucleotides long. RefSeq names its product Rab interacting lysosomal protein (gene RILP). Lineage: Eukaryota; Metazoa; Chordata; Amphibia; Anura; Hylidae. The record is from RefSeq and is a predicted model, not a curated record. Gene Ontology annotation, molecular function: protein dimerization activity. Gene Ontology annotation, biological process: cilium assembly. Gene Ontology annotation, cellular component: cytoplasm; ciliary basal body. The transcript is spliced from 8 exons. The coding region runs from base 26 to 1243 and encodes 405 amino acids.
CUACAGAGUCUGCCUUUUAAGUGGCAUGACAGCUCCGGUGGCGGCGGACAGCGGCGAUAUGGAGCGAGUGUGGCUGAGGGCCCCGGACGCGCUGUCCCUGGAGGAUGUGUACAGUAUGGCCAAGAGCCUGGGCUCCGAGCUGCAGAAGCUGACCGAGCACUACGGCCCGGAGUCGGUGGCCGGGGUGGUCCCGCAGGUGGUGCGCGUAUUGGAACUGCUGGAGGGCUUCGCGGCCACCGGGAGAGAACGGGGCCCGCCGGAACAUGAACUGCUCAUCCGGGCGGUACAGAACAUGCAUAUGGGCAGAGAAGAGCGACCCGCCCCGGAUCUAGAGCAAAAGUUGCUUGAAGCUCAAAGAAAAGAACACGACCUUCAGAACCAGUUGUCACAACUUACAGAAGAGAACCAGAAACUCUUGGUACAGCUGACCGAGACAAAAUCCCAGGGAGAAUGUGCAGCAAGGGAAGAGCGAGAUCUGAUGCUGAAGUUGAAGGUAGUUGUGGACAAACAGAGGGACGAAAUCCGAUCCUUGACACAUGAGAUCCAGCAGAAGAAUAGGGACACAGAAGCGCUACAGGAGCAGUUGACCCGUUUCAUGAAUAUGAAUGAAGACUUACGACGCAAAGUGUCUGUUGUCCACGCUCAACUUAAAAGCUCCCUGCAGAGGAAAACUGACUUGGAGAACCUGCUCCAGGAAAAACAGAAGGAGAUGGAGUCCAUGUUACAGAGAACCUCUGUAUCCCAAGCGGUCCCUGAUAAAAAUAUGAAUACAUCUGAAUGUAAGUCUCUGGAAGAAGAUGGAAGCGAUAAAACUCCAUUGAACCAACUAUGUUUCACCAAGGAAGAUGUGAAGCAUAUUAUACAGGAGAGGAAUGAGCUGAAGACGAACCUGUUCCUGAUAAAUGAGGAGCUGCAGUAUUAUCAAAGGGAGCUGAUGAAUGAUGAGAGGAUCCCCACCCUUUUGUUGUGUGGGAUUAAAUCUGCCAUCAGGAAGCAGAGGAAGAAAAUAAAAGCCAAAAUGCUGGGAAUUAUGGAAUCCCCUUCUAGCAGUGAUGACGAGAACACAUGGACACAGACAACAGCUGCAGACUGUGUGGACGCCAAGCCUCCAGACUCCAAAAUCAAGAGUCUGUUUGGGAUGUGGUAUGGGAAACAGGAAGCUGAACCAGGCCCCUGGGAAAUCAUCAAUGUUAAAGAAAUUAACAUGACGGAAAAGGAAGGCAGCAGUGCUGACAGUGUCUGAACCAGAUGUCUUGUAGUAAUCUCCGGUUCCCUAGCACAUUGUAUGCCUGACCAGCCUUGUGAAGGGACACUACGAUCAUAUCUGCUGCGUGGCAUAGCCGGCUCUACACCCUGUGUAAUAUGUAUAUUACUUGUCCCAUGAAAGGGAACACAAUAUAUUUUUCUAACACUAUUUUUAUUGGAAAUUCAUUUUUACAAUAGAAUGCAAUUUUUAAAUGUGUAUGUAUACAGAGUAUUUUUUUUGUUUGUUUAUUCAGCUGUAAAUUCUGUAUAAUGUAUAUCUGGAUAUUUCUAGUGUUCACUAAUUUAAGAACCGGAAAAUAAAUAUUUCUUUGUAAUAUUUAAUAGAUGCCUCACAUGUCAAGCAGUGAAAUGAUUUCAUAUUAGACAAUUCAUAUAAAGUGCUACGUCAACUCAAACCCACACGACACCCACCCUGCAAAACCUUGUUUGUAUUCUGGCAUGCCGGACAUGUGGUCUGCCCAGAUUUUUCUAGAGGGCCUAGAGUUUUCUGCAUUUUUCUGAAUAUUUAUGAAAGCUGCAGCAACACAAUUUUGUACAUGUAGGUGGCCAGAUUUUGUAAAUUGCGACCAACAGAAAAAGUACAGAAAAAACUACAGUGAAAAAAAAUUGGCACCGGCAACUGAACGACAUAUAUAUAUGUCCAGGUGGAGAAGCCCAGCGUGGAUCACUAAUGGUGCAUCACGUAUCAAGAUACAAAUAGACAAAGGAACAUAGAAAGAAAUAGAAGCGGAGCACCCACACGAUCGCUGGUCUUGAAUUCAAGCUGUAUUAACGGAGGUUCCGAUACCGGUGACUUCUGCAGGGAGGUGAAGGUGGAUUAGGGGGGAGCUCAGACGGCGGCCACGGUCCAUAUCGCGCCAAUGGACGCUUCGCCACAAUUAUGAGCCCAGCGCUGCGCUGUCCCCAUCGGGUUACUAGUCAUAUAUUACCCGCAAGCGCUGCCUCCCUUGUCUUCCUGUUUGUUGCGGCCGCCGGCACUGACACUCUAUACUGUACGCUGUAUCCCUAUGCCCGGGCUGCAAAAGAUAAACUAAACUUUAACUCUCCUUCCCCGUCGGUCCGGAUCUGCUUCCUGGGGACUGGAACGUCUGAGAGCCGCCCGGGCAUAGGGAUACAGUAUAGAGUGUCAGCGCCGGCGGCCGCAACAAACAGGACGAGGGAGGCAGCGCUUGCAAGUGACGUGAGUAGUACCCUGAUGGGGACAGCGCAGCGCCAGGCUGAUAAUUAAUUGGGGGGGGGGCAGAACAGUGCUCACAGGUCACAUGA